AGGGAGUCUUGUUACCAGGGCAGCCAGGAAGAAGCUACGGGGAUAGCUAUGUGAGCAGCAAUGACCAUCUGGAGGGUUUAGUUCAGUAACUAAGGCCACUGUGGAGUGCCCCUGCCAGAGCCACCACCACCAUGGGUACAGCCUCCUCCCUGGUGAGCCCUGGGGAGGUGAUAGAGGAUGCGUACGGGGGUGAGGGUGGGGAGGCAUGUGAGAUACCGGUGGAGGUCAAACCUAAAGCCCGCCUCCUGCGGAGCUCCUUUCGCCGAGGGCCCAGGGUGAUUGGAGCCAGCUUCAAAUCCACGGGCUCUGUGGACCUGGAGUACACCGCCGAAUACGAGCGGCUCCGCAAGGAGUAUGAGAUCUUCCGGGUCAGCAAGAACAACGAGAUCACCUCCAUGCAGAAGAAGGAGGCCAAGCUGGACGAGGAGAACAAGAGGCUGAGAGCUGAGCUGCAGGCUCUGCAGAAGACCUACCAGAAGAUCCUGAGAGAGAAGGAGAGUGCCCUGGAGGCUAAGUACCAAGCCAUGGAGAGAGCCGCCACCUUUGAGCACGACAGGGACAAAGUCAAACGGCAGUUUAAGAUCUUCCGGGAGACCAAAGAGAAGGAGAUCCAGGAUCUGCUGCGAGCCAAGAGGGACUUGGAGGCCAAGCUACUGCAGUUGCAGGCUCAGGGCAUCAUGGUGUACGACCCAGAUGACUCGGAUGACGAUGACAACCACACCACCGUCACAGCUGCAGGGACUCCCUGUGAUUACUGGGGUGGUGGAGUGCUGGGCAGUGAGCCCUCUAUGGGCAGCAUGAUGCAACUGCAGCAGACCUUCAGAGGACCAGAGUUUGCCCACAGCUUGUGCGAUGUGGAGGGCCCGUUUGCCAAUGUCAGCAGAGAUGACUGGGACGCUGCUGUGGCCAGUCUGCUGCAGGUGUCUCCUCACGUGUCCCAGGCGUUAUGGAGCAACACGGUGCGCUGCUACCUGAUCUCUACCCAGGAGACACAGGCUGAGCUGGACAUCUUCACCCAGAGGUACUCUCCUAGGCUGCAGAGUCUGUGUGAGGGGCUGGGCCAUUUCUACCUGAACAUCUGUUUCCCUGAGGAGAGUGCAGCCUCCUAUGCACUGGAACGCAGACAGGAGAUGGAGAGGAGCUCUGUGUGUGUGCUCCUCCUUAAAUCCUCCAUCACUAGUUGUGUGUUGGAGGAUGCGGAGGAGGCCUUUGUGAAGAACCCAGACGGCCGUCCACUGGUACUCUACCUCAGGACUGUGGAGGCCCACCCUCUCAGCGGCCCCACCAGACAACUGCUGGAGAGGGUCAACGCUGCAGACAAGGCAGCCAAAGUCAAGGUAGUGGACCAUGGUGGCUCCCCAGAGGAAGGAGCGUCUAUGAUCUACACUCAACUGGAGAAAGUCAUCAAACAGGAACUGCUGGGUUUGGAGGGCAGCGACGUGGACAGUAAGGAUUCGGGGAUAGACGAGGGGCGCGAGGAGGAUUUGGGGGACGUGCUGUGGGACCUGCAUGAUGAGCAGGAGCAGAUCGAGGCCUAUCAGCAAGCCUGCAGCGCCGCAGCUCAACUGGGCUUCCAGAAGUACAUAGAUCGUCUGAAUGACAUGGUGGCAGCCCCUCCUCCCACCCCUCCACUGCUGGUAUCAGGGGGACCCGGCUCCGGGAAGUCUCUCCUGCUGUCCAAAUGGAUUGAGCUGCAGCAGAAGCACUCCCCCAACACGUUGUUCCUGUACCAUUUUGUGGGGCGGCCUCUUUCUACCAGCUCUGAGCCUGUACUCAUUAUUAAACGCCUCACUGUCAAGCUGCUGCAGCAUUUCUGGUCCAUCUCUGGGUUAUCCAUGGAUCCCUCCAAGAUCCUAGAGGAGUUCCCUCGCUGGCUAGAGAGACUGUCUGCCAGGCACCAAGGCAACAUCAUCAUCAUCAUCGACUCCAUUGACCAGAUACAGCACGCAGAGAGGCACAUGAAGUGGCUGAUCGACCCCCUGCCGGUCAACGUCAGAGUGGUGGUGUCUGUCAACGUGGAGACCUGUCCCCAGGCCUGGAGACUGUGGCCCACCCUCCACCUGGACCCGCUGAAUCCCAGAGAGGUGAAGAGUGUCGUCAACACAGAGUGCCUGGCAGCCGAUGUUAAACUCACUAAAGACCAGGAUAAGAAACUGGAGAGACACUGUCGCUCUGCAUCCACAUGUAACGCCCUGUAUGUCACCCUGAUAGCCAAGAUGAUCACCAACUGUAGGUCUGCCUGGUCGUUGGAGAGGACUCUAGAGCAGUGUCUGCUGUGUCAGGACACCAUGUCUCUGUACAGCUUGGGCCUCAAGGUGGCGUUAGACACUCUCAGCACAGACAGGGAGAGACACGUCAUGAGAGAGAUGUUGUGUCUGGUGUGUGCCAGUCAUAAUGGUGUGAGUGAGUCAGAGGUGCUGGCGGUGUUUCCAGACCUGGGCCUGCCUGUCCUCUCCUCCCUCCUCUACACCCUACAGAGACUCUGUAUUGUAGGCCUGGGAUGUGGACUCAUCAGGUUCCAACACCUACAGGCUGGGGAGGCUGUCCGGCUGGAGUUUAUGGAUGGAGGGACCUGCUCUCCUGCCUACAGAGAGAAUCUCAUCCACUACUUCAGCCAGCAACUCAGUCAGGACAGGGUGACGUGGCGGGUGGCAGACGAGCUGCCCUGGCUACUCCAGCAGCAGGAGGACAGGGCCAAGCUGCAGCUCAGCCUCCUUAACCUCUUUGUCUCCCAGAACCUCUACAAGAGGGGCCAUUUCUCCGAGCUGCUGGCCUACUGGCAGUAUGUGGGCAAAGACAAGAGCUCCAUGGCCACUGAGUACUUUGACUCUCUGAAGCACUAUGAGAAGAGCUGUGAGAGUGAGGAUAGCAUGAUCAGGCUGGCCAACCUGUAUGAGACACUGGGCCGCUUCCUCAAAGACUUAGGCCUGCUCAGUCAGGCGGUAGCCCCCUUACAGAGGUCUCUGGAGAUCCGGGAGACGGCCCUGGACCCGGACCACCCCAGUGUGGCCCUGUCCCUACACCAGCUGGCCGGGGUUUAUGUCCAAUGGAGGAAGUAUGGUAACGCAGAGCAGUUCUACAAGCAGGCCCUAGAGAUCAGUGAGAACGCCUUCGGAUCGGACCACGCCUGUGUCGCACGCGAACUGGACUCCCUGGCCAUGCUCUACCAGAAACAGAACAAGUAUGAGCAAGCCGAAAAACUAAGGAAGAGGUCUGUGAGGAUUCGCCAAAAGACUGCCCGCCAGAAAGGCCAUAUGUAUGGCUUCACUCUGCUACGUCGGCGGGCCAUCCAGUUAGAGGAGCUGACUCUGGGUAAAGACACAGCAGAUUGUGCCAAGACCUUCAACGAGCUGGGAGUCCUCUACUACCUCCAGAACAACUUGGAGGCAGCCAAAGUGUUUCUGACCCGUUCUCUGGAGAUGCGUCAGCGUGUGUUGGGGCCGGACCACCCUGACUGUGCCCAGUCCCUCAACAACUUGGCGGCCCUACACACUGAGAGGAGAGAGUAUGAGACCGCAGAGGACAUGUACGAGAGAGCCCUGGACAUCCGGAAGAGAGCCCUGUCCCCUGACCACCCCUCCCUGGCCUACACCCUGAAACACCUGGCCAUGCUCUACAAACGCAGGGGGAAGCUGGAGAAGGCUGUUCCUCUGUAUGAGCUGGCUCUGGACAUCAGGGAGAAGAGUUUUGGACCUAAACACCCCAGUGUGGCCACAGCAUUGGUCAACCUGGCUGUACUCUACUGCCACCUGAAGAAGCACAGUGAAGCGCUGCCCCUGUAUGAACAGGCUCUCAGAGUGUAUGAGGACAGUCUGGGACGCUCACACCCACGUGUCGGAGAGACGCUGAAGAACCUAGCUGUACUCAGCUAUGAGGAGGGGGACUUUGAGAAAGCAGCAGAGCUCUACAAGCGAGCCAUGGAGAUCAAGGAGGCGGAGCCGUCUCUGGUGUGUGGGAAGGCCCCGUCUCGGCACUCGUCCAGUGGGGACACGUUUAGCCUACGAGGGCCAGCCCCUCUCCAACAUGCCCCCAGGUGAUCCCUCCCUCUACCACCUCACCCGUGGGGGACCUAGAACACUGGGGCUCUUUCCCAAUUUGUCUUCCCUCGAUUCCUCGUGUGACCUUUGCUCAUCUCCUUAUAGAAAUGCAUUAGUGGAGAAGGUCCAAGGGUAGGGAUCUUGGAUCUUCUCCUCCAACAAUAUUCUUUGAGAAGGAGAUGGUGAGAUAGGGUCCGGGGAAUCACGGAAAGAGAAUUGAAGUAGAGCCAGGAUCCACAAUCUGCAUUCCUGAGAAGAACGUCCAUCGAACUCUCAAUGGUUCUUUAUGCUGCUUUGAGAUGGAACGGUGUUGUAAUGUCGCCUGUCAAGUGUACUGUAGCUAACUGCCUUUAUGGAAAUAUGAAGUAUGCUUUAUUUAAUGUCUGUUAAAUGGCUUUAUUGUUUUGUUUAAAAAAUAUAUAUAUUAUUAAUGUAAUCAUGUAUUAUUAUUAUUAUUAUUAUGAAAGAAUGUGAAAUGAUGUCAACACCGCCCUUGUCAGGGCCUGAAACUCAGGUUAAGAAGGUUUUUUAUUCCAUAUUCACAAAUGUUUCCACAUUUCAAUGACUCUCUGUUAGUACCUAUGGAAGUGUGUAGCUGUUGAAAUUACAUUUGAAUUUGAUAAUGGUAAUUGGAUGAUUAAUCAAUAUCACCACUAACUGUAAGUCGCUCUGGAUAAGGGUGUCUGCUAAAUGACCAAAAUGGAAAUUCCUAUUGAUGUACGCUUCCAUAACUAUCGUAUGCAUGCUCAUAUAAAAACAAAUAUUGGAGCUGUAUUGUUACAGAAUACUGAGCUCAGGUACUUUUGCUGUGCCGGUUAUGCAAUCAGUGCCAAGUCUUCAUGCAGUACAGUAAUAGAUAUGAAUGCAUAUUGUAUUUUAUUCAUGUAAACUAUGACAUAUGCCUGUUUCAAGAUGGAACCUUGAUCUCAUGCCAUGGUGCAUAUCAAUAAUUGUAUAUCACUGAGCAGUUUAAAUGUAUUUACCUCACAUAAAGUACUUAUGCAAGUAAAAUAAUGGGUUUCAAACCCAUGCCAUCAGUUUUUCAACAGAAUUCUGCCCUAUUGCAGAGGUUCUGACACUCUAUUUUAGAACAUGGAGAGACAGUAAGAUACAGUAUACCUCCUGCAAUGGAGAUUUGUGUGGUGUCAAUGCUUAGUUAUUAAAGGUGGUACACAGCAAAUUCUCCAGUGUUAAAUCAACACAGUGUUAAAUGUAACUGUUCCAGUGUCUAUAUGGGUCCACACCUUUCAGUGUUAAAUUAAAACACUGCUUACUGUAAAGCCUUGUUUGCAUAUUUCACAGAAUGCCUUGCCUUCUGAGUGAACUGUAGAGUUACCACCCAUGACUAUUUGUUAGUGACAGAGACAUGGUUGUUGCAUUCGUAAAUGUUCAGUCUUGUGGCCUUCACCAAGUGAGAUCCUAAGCGAAUAUGCUAUCAUUCAAAUUUAAUUUAGGACAAUACAAUAUGUAUUUCAUAAGGCCUUAUUUUGAGGGCCUAGUUUUACUCUAAUACAGUGGCCUGAAACUCAUGGUUUACAGGCCACA
Molecule: messenger RNA, 5582 nt
Organism: Coregonus clupeaformis (lake whitefish)
Lineage: Eukaryota; Metazoa; Chordata; Actinopteri; Salmoniformes; Salmonidae
Gene: nphp3
Product: nephronophthisis 3
Exons: 27
Coding region: 132-4037 (1301 amino acids)
Biological process (GO): determination of left/right symmetry; kidney development; convergent extension
Molecular function (GO): protein binding
Source: RefSeq, a predicted model, not a curated record